Gossypium raimondii (Peruvian cotton) is the source of this 1391-nucleotide messenger RNA. RefSeq names its product probable transcription factor At2g01370. The coding region runs from base 275 to 889 and encodes 204 amino acids. The transcript has 2 exons. Gene Ontology annotation, biological process: regulation of DNA-templated transcription. NCBI's taxonomy places the organism in Eukaryota, Viridiplantae, Streptophyta, Magnoliopsida, Malvales, Malvaceae. Gene Ontology annotation, cellular component: nucleus. The record is from RefSeq and is a predicted model, not a curated record.
UGUUAGAGGGAGGGACUUUGGUUGAAUGGCAUAAGAAAUUAGAUUGUGGUUUCACCCAUUCAUCAACUCAGAAUAAGGAUUGGCGUAGGUUCAUUUCUAGGGAUAUUCAAUUUCUAGGAAUUUUUCCAUUUAAUUAAAUGAUAUAGUACGAGUAGGAAAUUAGUUUCAGAUUCCCCCCCCCCCCCCAUCCAUUCCAAUUUCAUUAGGUUUUCAUUUUUAACAAUAGAAAAGGAACUGUCAAUCCUCUGUAGAUCUAACCCUCACACACUGAGCAAUGUCAACUACCCCUCCUUCCACCGCUCCAAACGGCCGAUCCAGGGUUUUCAGCGAAUCAGACGAAAUCCAGAUCCUCAAAUGUUUAAUCAGAGCCACCAAAUCCAUUCCUCCGCCCAUCACCACCGUGGGUACCUCUACCAUCAACCGCAUCAUCAAGCGUCUCGACCACAGGUUCACCGUCUCCCAGAUCACCGACAAGAUCCGCAGGCUCAGAGACAAGCACCACAACCAUGCAAGGAACAGAGCCCUGGUAAGGAACCAUCACGACCGGCGAAUAUUCAAGCUUUCCAAAAGAAUUUGGGGCAAGAAAGCAACACCCAGAAAGAAGAAUAGCAAGUCAGAAGAUCAAGGGGCUAUUGAAAUGGGAGGUGAUGGGGUCGAGAAAUUGGACAAGUUUCCAUACCUGGUGGCUGAGUUUUCCAAGGUUUUGCCCGAAAAUGAAGUGUGGAAACAGAAGAUGAAGAGAGUGGAAGAGGAGAAGUUGAGGAAGAUGGAUCAAGAAUGGGUGAUGUUGAAGGUUGAAGAAGCUAAAUUGGUGGCUAAGAAGGCUGAGUUAAUACAGCAGCAGAUUAUGGAGGUAAUGGGGGGAAAUGGGUCCGCAAAUGGGGUUUAAUUACUUUCUGACUCUUUCUAGUUGGGUUGUGUUUUUAUUAUUUAUUAUAGUACUUGAAUUUUGAUGCUUGGUCGGGCAUGGAGGAUUGAAGUGCAAAGGGAGGAACAAAUUUGGGGUUUAACAAUGUUUUCUUGUGAAGACCCCAUUAAUCCAAAAUGUUGUAAAUGAAGUUGAAGGGUAGCUGCAUUUUGGCUCAUGUGAAAAUUUGUACACUCUGUAGCUUGUGAGUUUAUUUUGUUAGACCCUUUUUAGAUGGUGCUGGUGUUACUGUUUUUAGGGCACAUAAACAGUUCUUAAUUAUCUUUUUCCUUCUUUCUGCGAAAUGGGAAGGAGUUGGUCAAAAGAACCUUUCAAGGAGGCAGAGAGAGGGAAUAGGGUUUUUUCACAAGAUCAAACCUUGGUUUUGGUAAAAAAAUAUGUCUAUAUACAAUACUUUGUUGUAAUUAUAUUUUUAGAUACUUUUAUCACUUAAUAAAAACAUUAUCGAAGUUGAGUUUAAAAA